AUGGGCAGUGGACAGUCCAUAGAACAGAGGAUAGAAACCUUUGCCAAGAAGAAUGAUCACUUUGGGCUCCAGUCCCUGCUGGCAGAGAUCCGGCAGCGCGACCCCAAUUACAAUGCCAAUAAGGCACAGUACCUGGACUUUAUACUGGCCUCCGGAGUCACGCCCCUGAUCGCGGCCACGCAACGUGGAAAUCUGCAGUGCGCGGAAGUGUUGAUUGCCGCAGGCGCCGAUGUGCACAUCGUGUGCCCCAGCCUGGAUGGGAACAGCGCACUGCACGAGGCCGUGUCCCGCAAGCAAGACAGCUUGGUGGAGGUGCUGCUGCAGGCAGGGGCCAACCCCUGCGUCGAGAAUGCCAAGGGCUACACCGCGAUGGACGUGGCCUGCUCGCGCCGCAAUGUCAGCGUGCUGCGCCUGCUGGAGCAGCGCUCGCCCUUCAAGGGCUGGCUGUACGUCAAGACUGCCACCUUUGCCGGGCUGAGCCGCGAGUGGAAACGGCGCUGGUGCAUCGUGUGCCACCGCCACCCCUACCCGCGGGCGCCCGAGGGCCGGCGCCUGAUCCACGUGGUCCUGCUGGCCUACCGCGACACCGAGGCCGUAGCCCCCGUCUGCCGCGUCUGGCUGGACGGCGCGGUGGCCACGCCCAUGGCCAGCGCCACCGCGCAGGCACGCGUGCGAGGACAUGGGCCGGCGCAGGCCGCGCUGAAGCUGCACCACAAGCACGAGGUGCCGGCGGGGGCCUACACCACGGGCUACGCCGGCCAAGGCCUCACCAUGUACCUCAGGCCCGACUACGGCGACCAGGCGGUACUGGAUGCCUUCUCCGCCUUCAUCGCCCUGGUCAACAACCGCGGCUUCAUCCCGGCAGGGGCCAACCCCUCCUCGCAGCCGGUGCCCAACAACCUGCCCGCCACGCCCCACGGCCGCCUGGCAGACCGCCCAGGAGACUGGGGCGUGGCUGCUGGGGGAGCGGGGGCCUCUGGCGGCCUCGGCGGCGCCCCCAGCGACGAGGAGCUGGCCAGGCGGCUGCAGGAGGAGGAGGACUCUGCCUUUGCGGCCCGGCUGGCCAGCAAUCCGGAGGACCACCCCGCGGCCUCCUCCAACGCCUCCUUCGCCAGCUCCGCUGGCUGGCAGGGCCCGGGCCAGGCCGGCGGUCGCCCAGGCCCUCCCUCGCCCAGCCACACACCCGCCCCGGGUGGCGCGCUGUACCCUCGCAUCGACUACGAGCAGCGCUACGCCGACCAGGCGGCGCCCCCUUCCCCUCCGCGCCUCCCCUCCAGCCUGCAGUCCACGCCCUCACGCAUCUCGGCGCCGGGCACGGGCGCGGGACCCCUGGGCCUGGUGCACCGGUGCUGCUGCCGCUCCUGUGCGCAGCACCUGAAGGACCAGAACGUGCGAAACUGCCCCAUGUGCCGGGAACCCAUCCAGAGCUACAUCAUGAACGUGUACUGA
Messenger RNA from Auxenochlorella protothecoides, 1449 nucleotides. RefSeq names its product putative E3 ubiquitin-protein ligase XBOS34. Lineage: Eukaryota; Viridiplantae; Chlorophyta; Trebouxiophyceae; Chlorellales; Chlorellaceae. Gene Ontology annotation, cellular component: nucleus; cytoplasm. The transcript has 8 exons. Gene Ontology annotation, molecular function: protein binding. Bases 1 to 1449 code for a protein of 482 amino acids. The record is from RefSeq and is a predicted model, not a curated record.